Amphibalanus amphitrite is the source of this 6751-nucleotide messenger RNA. RefSeq lists its product as uncharacterized. Bases 554 to 6253 code for a protein of 1899 amino acids. Gene Ontology annotation, molecular function: nucleic acid binding; zinc ion binding. The transcript is spliced from 2 exons. NCBI's taxonomy places the organism in Eukaryota, Metazoa, Arthropoda, Thecostraca, Balanomorpha, Balanidae. The record is from RefSeq and is a predicted model, not a curated record. Gene Ontology annotation, biological process: DNA integration.
ACAGCAGAUGCUGCUCAGCCCGCAGCAGCUGCCACAGUUGAGAUGGGAUAAUCUGAUUCUCUGGGCCUGCCUGCCUUUUUUAUAAGCACAUUGGCCAGUGGGAGACUCAAAGUUACUAGACAUAGUACAUGUCAUUUUGUUGAGCUGGCUUGAGGUUAAUGCUUGUGUAUUUUAAGUCAGCUUGUGGUGCACUGCCUCAGAGAUUUGUCUUAUUGUUAAUUGUCAAAGGAUUUCAGCUUGUGGUGCACUGCCUCAGAGAUUUGUCUUAUUGUUAAUUGUCAAAGGAUUUCAGCUUGUGGUGCACUGCCUCAGAGAUUUGUCUUAUUGUUACUUGUCAAAGGACAGAGCUGGUUGUCAAUUGUCUGAUCUGCUCAUUUGAACACAUGAUCUGCUCAUUAUGAUGUUGUUCAGUGUUUGCCGUUUAACCCCACCUGUUUGACUGUUUUCUGUGGAUGUGACCUGCCAGUUCCUUGGUCCCAACUGGUUGCUCUGGAUCUCCCAUCCCUGUACACUUACCUGAUCUGGCACUCACACCUGACACCAGCAAGCUGGGAUGGAUGUAGAGAAGUUGCAGAAAGAAGAGCUGAAGGGUGAGCUUGCCAAAAGAGGAGAAGACGUGCAGGGAACCAAGGCGAUUCUCAAGGAAAGGUUGCAGAAGGUUCUUCAGAAGGAACUGCUUGGGUCAGAAAUGGAAGGUGGUGUGUCACACACUGAAGAUGACAAGGCUGGCAGUCAGAAGGGCUCACCAGCACCGUCAAGAGCAGGCUCAAAUGUGUCAUCAUCGGCAGCUGUAAAAGCAGAGAGAGCGAUAGAACUGGCAAAACAAGCUGGAUUGCUAGCAAAGAAAGAAGCACUGAAAAGGAAACAUGAACUUGAGGCUCGUGAAGCUGAACUGAGGAGGCUGAAGGAGGAACUUGAAGUUGAAGCAGAAAUAGAAGAGAGCAAGGCAAAGGAGGGUGUGUUGCUGCAAUAUGAAGAAUCAGUCUUCAAGGGAGAAGACAAAAUGAAGAUGCUUCUCAUGAAAGAUGAAAUCAGAACAGGACAGUUAGCUCAAGAAGAAGCUGCAGAGAUAACAAGAAGUGCUGAUGUUGCACAAGAGCCGACUGCACAAGAUGCUACCACACAGCAAGCAAGAUACCGAGAAGUUGCAAGAGAGCCGACUGCAGAAGAUGCUACCAUACAGCAAGCAAGAUGCCGAGAAGUUGUAAGAGAGUUGGCUCAAGAAGAUGGUACGAUACAAAGAAGAAGGCUGGUUGAUGUCAGAGAAAGAGAGCCCGUGAUACCUCAAGAAGAGAUCGCGGAAGGUCGAGUGACUGUGAUGGGAGAUGAGCACUCAAGACCACCAAGAAUCAACCCUGACCUGCAGGUGCUGAAGAGGGUAAACCUACCAGAGCUCAAGCUGAGGACCUUCGAUGGGAACAUUGAGACCUUCAAGUCGUUCCUGCGAGCAUUCAAGACCAACAUCGCCUCCAAGCUCGAUGACGAAGAAGAGAAGUUAAUGUAUCUGAUGCAGUUCACAGCAGGCAAGCCAAAGGAGAUCGUCUCAACAUGCAUUCAUCUUCCACCAGAGUUGGGAUAUCAAGAGGCAGUGAGAUUGUUGGAGCAGCGCUUCAGCAAUGAUGCACAGACGACUGAAGGACUCCUCAACCGCAUCCUGUCGCAGGCCAGUAUGCGAUCUGAUGACGUCAGCAGCCUGGAUUCGUUCGCCAUUCACCUGCGAGGGACACUCAACGCGUUGAGGAAUCUGCCACAUGGGACAGGCGUUGUAGAUGCGAAGACAAUGCGAGACAUCAUCGACAAGGUUCCCUUCUUGGCAGAUAGAUGGCGUCGUGAAGUCGAUCACAUCGAAUGUGAAGAAAGGAGGAGACCAGACUUCACUGAUCUUGUGGCGAUGAUUGAGAAGGAGGCAAGAAUCGCUUCCAAUCCCACCUAUGGACGACAUGUUCUGGCUUCAAGGACCACAAGACCUGCAAGAGAACCCCGAUCUAAGCAAGUGAGCGCACCAGCUCUGACUGGGAAGGUAAGCAUGGUGAGAACCCAACAAGACCUCUGUCUUUUCUGCCAGCAGGGUCAUGAGACGGACCGAUGUCCGAAGCUGGAAGUCAAGACGCAUGAUGAGAAGACCAAGUUCGUAAGAGCCAGUGGGCUGUGCUUCUCCUGCAUGAAGAAGGGACAUCUCGCGGCAGCAUGUCGUCAGAGAAGCACGUGCGCAAAAUGUAACCGAAGACACCCAACCGUGCUGCACCGACCUCCGAGAGACUCGGUUGCACCUGCCAGGUCUCCAGAUCCCUCAGCUGAUCAGCCUUCACCUCUGAGAAACCCACUUUCACCCGAUGGUCCACCAGCAGCUACCGCCGGACACGCCGCUCCGAAACGAGAGAACGGGGGAAAGCUGCAAGUUGUUCCGGUGGUUGUCCUGAUCAACGGAAGAAGACUGAAAACUGCAGCCUUCUUCGACACGGGCAGCACCCAUUCGUUCAUCACAGAGCAGCUCAUCAGUGAAGCCGGCAUGUCUCCUGACAGACAAACGUCCAUGACGGUGUCUACCAUAGUCAGCGACCAGAAGAUGAGCACCAGCGUGGUGUCGGGUGUGACCAUCGAGAACGAAGAGACGGGGACUCGACAGGAACUGCCGCCACUUUACACCCUCAACACAAUCCCUGUAACGGAGGAUGACAUUCCCACAGUUGAUGACGUUCGCAGAUGGCCGUACCUGCUAGAGAGCGGGGUGACAGUCUCAGAUGAGGCGUCUCUUCCAGUCGGGCUGCUCAUCGGCGGCAACGCCGCAGUAGUGAUGGAGCCGUUGAGGUUUGUGAAGGGGGAAGAUGGCGGACCAUACGCCACUCUAACCAGGUUCGGGUGGAUCCUCGGCGGUCUGAAGAACGUGAGCAGCAGAUGUCGGGUGAACCGCAUCAAAGUCAACGAGAACGACCCAAUGGCUGAAGAGUGGUUCGAAAACCGAGCUGAAGUAAGGAGAGGACUCUCGGUAGAUGACGUGAAGUGGUGCACUCUCAUGGAACACGGUUGUGUCAAGAAGGAGAAGUAUGAGAUUGUGCUGCCAUUUCGAGACCAGGAGCCUCGUCUGGAGAACAACCGAAGUGUGGCAGAAAGGCGCCUGGAGCUGCUGAGAAAGAAGUUUGAAAGGGACAAAGAGUACGCAGAGGAAUACACCACUCGGAUGAACAAGCUCCUGGAAGAUGGACACGCUGAAGCGGCACCAGAAGCUCGAGAAGACUCAUGGAGAUGGUACCUCCCCCACUUCGCGGUCAGGCAUCCGACGAAGGAGACCCUCCGUGUUGUCUUCGAUUGCGCGAGCAAAUACCGUGGCACCAGCCUCAACGACACGCUGCUGCAGGGACCAGACCUAACCACACCGCUGGUGGACGUGCUGCUUCGCUUCCGUCAAAACCCUUGCGCCUUUACAGGUGACAUUGAAGCAAUGUUCCUGCAGGUCUCUGUUCCCGAGUCUCAGAGGGACUAUCUGAGGUUCCUGUGGUGGCCCGAAGGUGUUCUCAGCAAUCCUCCUUGUGAGUACAGGAUGAAGGUUCACCUGUUCGGCGCAACAUCUUCUCCGAGCUGUGCCAACUUCGCGCUCCAUCGUACAGCUGCAGAUAACGACUCCCUGUCAAGAGAAGCCAGUGAAACGAUCCGGAACAACUUCUACGUAGACGAUGUUCUGAAGUCCGUCAAGGAUGAAGAGACAGCGAUCAAGCUGAUGAAGGACCUGAAGGCGAUGUGCGCGCUGGGAGGCUUCAAUCUGACGAAGUUUAACAGCAACAGCAUCGAAGUCCUUCAGUCAGUACCUAAACAAGACAGAAGCAAGCAGGUUAAGGAUCUGACGCUCGGAUCUGAUCCCCUACCUACGGAACGAGCUCUCGGCGUCGUUUGGGAUCCAAACACGGACACCAUCGGCUUCAACGUAGACAUGCAGAAGCUGACGCAGAAGACAGCCACCAAACGAGGGUAUCUGUCUGCAGCCGCGUCUUGCUAUGAUCCUCUCGGUCUGGCAGCCCCCUGUGUCGUCAGAGCGCGAGUGAUCAUUCAGAAGCUGCACCGUCUUGCGGUGGGAUGGGACGACAAGGUGCCGGAGAGCCUGAGGAGAGAAUGGGAGGGAUGGUUGACUGACCUGCGCAACCUGUCCCUUCUGAAGAUACCAAGGUGUCUGUCACCGUUGGGACUGGACGCGGCGCUUGAUGCUGGGGACACGAUUCAACUUCAUCACUUCGCUGAUGCCAGUUCGUCAGCGUACGGUGUCGUCUCGUACGUGCGCUGUGUUGGUGACCACUCCAGCUGCACGCUUCUUUUCAGCCGGGCUCGACUUGCGCCGAUGAAGCAGCUCAGCGUGCCGCGUUUGGAGUUAGCGGCAGCGACGCUCGCCGUGAAGAGUAGCCUGGAACUGCAGAGAGCGCUGGAAGUGGACGCCGAUAUAUAUUUCUGGACGGACAGUACCACCGUCUUGAAAUACAUCAAGAACGAGAAGACGAGAUUUCAUGUGUUUGUCGCAAACCGCCUUGCGGUCAUCCACGAUGGUUCCACGGCCGGGCAGUGGCACUACGUGCCAAGUGAGUCAAAUCCAGCCGACCUCGUAUCGCGCGGAAUGAACGCCUCCUCUCUGGUUCACAGCGAUCUCUGGAGAUUUGGACCCAGCUUCCUGAACGGGAAGGAUCAGGAGUGGCCUGCAAACCCUGCCGAAGACGCUGUGAGCGAGGCCGAUCCGGAGGUGAAGGCUGUUGUCAUGACCACGACAUGCAAAGAUACCUCUCCUAUCGAGAAGCUGACCCAGUACUACUCAUCUUGGAGACGUCUGGUCAGAGCCGUGGCACUGCUCCGCCGGCUGGUGCUGCGGUGGAAAAAGAGCGCGCCUCAGGAUGUGAAGACUACGGCGCGUCUGACUGUAUCGGACCUGGAGGCGGCAGAGAGCUGCAUCCUCAAAGACGUGCAAGCUAGACAUUUCAGUCAGGAACUCUCCGACUUGAAGUCCGACAAGCCUGUGAGCACUUCGAGCUCUCUGGUGCGCUUGGACCCAUGGCUGGAGGGAGACACGCUUCGAGUUGGUGGACGACUCAGGAACAGUGCUCUGCCAUUUGACUCGAAGUUUCCCAAGAUCCUUCCGGGACGAGACCCUGUAGUGGACCUGCUCAUCACUGCAGCUCAUCAAAACGCCGGACAUGAAGGCAGGCAACACGUCCUGUCUGAUCUGAGAGCGUCAUACUGGAUCGUGGGCGCCAACACCGCGGUGCGUCGCUGUCUCAACCGCUGCAUCGGCUGCAAAAAGAGACAGAAGCAGACAGAGCAUCAGAAGAUGGCCGAUCUUCCUGAAACGAGACUGGGCGUGGGCGACAGGGCUUUCACCCACACGGGAGUCGAUUACUUCGGCCCUUUUUUCGUCAAGCAAGGUCGCUCACAGGUGAAGAAGUACGGCGUGGUAUUUACGUGCUUGGCAAUCCGCGCGGUUCACCUCGAAGUCGCUGAUGAUUUGUCCACAGAUUCUUUUCUGUGUGCCCUGCGACGCUUUGUGGCGCGGCGCGGCGGCGUCCGAUCCCUUCGAUCGGAUCAAGGGACGAACUUCAUCGGAGCGGAAAAGGAAUUAAAAGAAGAAGUCAACAAACUGAAGCAGCACGAAGGUGAAAUCCACGAAGCAGCUUUCCGUCUCGGCAUCGACUGGCGCUUCCAUCCUCCCCACGCCUCUCACUUUGGCGGUGUUUGGGAGCGUCAGAUACGCACCAUCAGGAAGCUGCUCAACGCUCUGCUGACACAACAGACGUUCUCACUUCAGACUUUGCAGACACUCCUGUGCGAGGUGGAAGCGAUCAUCAAUAACCGCCCGCUGACACCCGUAUCAGCUGAUGCGCAUGACCAACCCCCACUAACUCCAAAUCAUCUCCUCCUCCUUCGCAGUGUCGUAUUCCCUCCUUCAAGCACAGAGUGGGAUCAUCACAGGAGCUGGAAGCAGGCCGGCUACCUCGCCGAUCUGUUUUGGCGUCGAUGGAGGACGGAGUAUCUCCCUCUGCUGCAAGAGCGGAGCGGACGCGCAACGAGAAGUCGAGACAACGUGAAGAAAGGAGACAUCGUCCUGAUGGUCGACGACUCUGUACCGCGUGGAGUGUGGCCGCUGGGCCGGGUCGAAGAGGCCAUCGUGAGCGCUGACGGCCGAGUGCGCUCUGUCCGAGUUCGCGCACGCGGUACAUCGUACUACAGACCGGUCACUAAAAUCGUCAAGAUCCUCGACGAGAGUAACCCAAGACGAGAGUGAAAGAAAUUCGAAGGAACAAGACUGCAAGAGUUGAGAGUCAAGUUGUGACUCAAGAAGAGUUGCGUGUUACGAAGAAGUUUAUUUGUUUUGAUGCUCACUUGCAAGCAUAAAAAAGGGGAGGGUGUAAGUGCCUUUCCUGAUGCCUUCCUACCUACCUGCUUCCUUUUCGCGAUCGGCGCGACAUCUGCAGAGUAGUGUCUUUGAUCGUCGCUAGAUGGCACUGCUGUUGUGUUCGCCAGCUGACCGAUAGUGGUGGGGUGGUGGUCAAAUUCGAAGUAGAUAUUCGAGGUGAGAACUAUUUGAGUUGUUCGAUCAGCUGUUUCGGUUUUUGGGACACGAUAUACGGCCUUGGGGACACGUAUGACGUGGAAGAAUGGCGGUCAGACCAGAUUUUGUUGCUCUGUUCCGAUGUGGCGAGUGAGGACACAAAUCUUGAUACCAUUCAUUCGGUCAUUCAUUGAUUUCACCUGGCAACAAUAAAUUGCUGGACUGACUGGA